AUGUACCCGGAUGUGUUGCACAAACCAACAACGAGGCUGAUUAAUGGAUUCGAACGACUCUUCAUGUGGAACAUUACUAGUCAAUCAUGGGGUUUAUCUGAUUCAUUGAAGAAAGUUACUGUCAACAUCAACUACUUGAAAGGAGGAAAGAUUGUGUUCAAAGGAACUACUCUUGCUGGACAUGUUGGAAUCAUUACAGGUUAA
Auanema sp. JU1783 is the source of this 204-nucleotide messenger RNA. Lineage: Eukaryota; Metazoa; Nematoda; Chromadorea; Rhabditida; Rhabditidae. The record is from the annotation of a GenBank genome assembly.